Messenger RNA from Gossypium arboreum, 1913 nucleotides. RefSeq lists its product as uncharacterized. Lineage: Eukaryota; Viridiplantae; Streptophyta; Magnoliopsida; Malvales; Malvaceae. Gene Ontology annotation, cellular component: membrane; endoplasmic reticulum. Bases 788 to 1615 code for a protein of 275 amino acids. The transcript has 9 exons. The record is from RefSeq and is a predicted model, not a curated record. Gene Ontology annotation, biological process: lipid homeostasis.
AACAUAACCCAUAAAACAAGUGUCACACAUUUCUCAUUUUUGGUCUUAUUAUUAUCUUCCUCUCAAUCUUGCAAGGAUAAGAUUGCAAUGGGCUAAACUCCACAAUCUCCACUCUGUAAAGUGCCCCAAACCAACCGAAUAAGCUGAACACCCCCAACGUCUCUCAUUAGCCAAUCUCAUUACAUGACCCAUCACCAUUCACCCCCAGCACCUAUAUUCACCAAUCCACACUACUGCUUCUUUCCUUCUUCUGCUUUUGCUCUUUUUUGCUUGAAUUUUUUUAUACCUUUCAAUUAUUUUUGGUUAUUAUUGAGUUGGUUGAAGAUUCCAAAAUACUCUUCCCACACUGAUUAAACCUUACGGUUGGUGCCACUCUCUCAUUUUCUUUUUGGUACCCAAAUGAUAAAAUAGGAUUUGAUUUCACUUCUUUCUAGUUUCGUGUACCUUAUGUUUUGGUUUUGAGUCUUCUUCUUCUUUCAUGGGUUGUUGUUCAUUUUUGCAUUGCUGUUUUUGCCAUUUGUACUCAGUUAUGGGUCUUUAAAGGUUUGUUUUUUCUGGGUUUCAGGCAUUGAUUAGCCUUGGAAAAAAAAAACCUUUUUUUUUUCUGGUCUCUGGUUUAAGGUUUCUCUUUCAAAGAUUUUAUUUUUUUUUCCUUUUCUCCUUUAAAUACCAACUUGCAUUUUGCUUACAUUUCGUGGUUGUUUCUUCAAGCUUGUAACAGAUGCUUAUGGAGGGAGGAGACUAAGAGGAGACACCCAUAUUGCUAAGGUGAUCUUGAGAUUCCAAUAUGAGAGAAAUGCCUAAACAGACAGUGAUGGCUAUAAAGUCUUACCAAAACCAGGCUCAGUUGUUGGUUAAGAACUACUUAUUUGCAGAUCCCUUCAUUCCAUACACUUCCAUCCUUGGUGGCAUUCUUGCUUGCAAAGUGGCAUAUGAUCUUACCCAGUUAAUCAGCAAUUUUUACAGCAAGACUUACCCUGGUCUUACUAAAAUUCAACGAGUAGAGUGGAACAAUCGUGGUAUCUCUACUGUUCAUGCCAUUUUCAUUUCUGCUUUAUCGUUGUACUUGGUUUUCUGGUCGAAUCUCUUUUCUGAUGAACUUGCUGGUCUUCUUGUCUUCCGAAGCUCACCACUUUCUACUUUUGGAUUAGGGGUUUCUGUUGGAUACUUCGUUUCGGAUCUUGCAAUGAUUUUAUGGCUAUAUCCCUCUUUAGGUGGAAUAGAAUAUGUUAUCCAUCACAGUCUUUCAGGAAUUGCAGUGGCAUAUUCAAUGUUUACUGGCGAAGCACAGCUUUAUACAUACAUGGUUCUUAUAUCUGAGGUGACAACUCCGGAGAUUAACAUAAGAUGGUAUCUUGAUACAGCUGGUAUGAAGAGGUCCACUGCAUAUCUCAUUAAUGGAAUUGUCAUCUUUUUGGCUUGGCUGGUUGCAAGAGUUCUGCUUUUCGGCUACAUGUUCUACCAUGUGUACUUGCAUUAUACACAGGUGAUCAAGAUGCAUAUCUUUGGCUAUAUCUUGGUUUUCGGUGUGCCGGCAGUAUUAGCCACCAUGAACUUGAUGUGGUUUGGGAAGAUUAUUAAAGGUGUGCUGAAGACUUUAGCAAAGAGGCAGUGAUGAAAUAUCGCCAGUGAAUGCCUAAUAAAUCUUCAGGUAUCGUUCUGCCCGAGACUUGUACAUUUUUCUACUACUGCUGCCAUGUAAAAAAUCAUAGAGAAAAAAAGUCAAAAUCCAAGUACUAAAGAAAAAGAAAAUCGAGUCUGAUCCGGUUUUUCCAGUUGAUGGAGAUAGAAUCGUCGUUGUAAAUCGUUCCGAUCUAAUAUAUAUUUUUGGUAAUCAUUUCUCUUGUACUGAUAUGUAUACCUACACCAUAUCUUUCAUUUACUUCUUUCAUGAGCACAUUUUACUCUCAAAA